AUGAUUACAUGCGACUGCCAACGCAAGAAGGAGGAGGUCAGGUGCAAUGCGCGGGCAAAUGUGCCUGAGCCUCCCGGUCGACAAACGUCGCUCAAGUGUGACGAUGAGUGCGCCAGGUUGGAGAGAAAUCGCAAACUAGCGCUGGCUCUUCACAUUCCUGACGAUCACACCGAUGAGCACGUCCCGUACUCGACCACCACUCUCAACAUGUACCUGGAAGAUGUGGCAUGGGCUCACAAGCAAGAAGAGACCCUACGGCUCUUCGCGGCGGACGAGAAGGAGAAGAGAUAUCCCUUCCCACCCAUGAAAAGCCGGCAGCGAGCCUUCAUCCACAGUCUUGCCGAAGAUUUCGGGUUGGACGGGGAGAGUCUGGACCCAGAGCCGCAUCGACAUGUUGUCUUAUUCAAAACUCCCAAAUUUGUCGCUGCUCCCAUGAAAACCCUAGCCCAGGCAGCCAGGAUCAAGCGAGCACAGUUGAAUGUGUCAGCUCCUGUGCAAUCGACGCCGGAUCGAAAAGCAGACGAAGUUAAGCACGACUACAACGGGUUGUUGUUGACCAAGCCCCGAUUUGCACUGACCGAAGACGAACUGGGGCCUCUUAUCAAGAAGUCCGCCCCUAGCAUGGAGUUCGAUAUCAUCUUUCUGUCCAACGAUGAAGGCGUAGCUCUUUUACCCACCCUCUCCUCUGACACUCCUGAACAGCUGGUCACUCUUCUUACAAGUCUGCAGCCCACGAUUGCCGGCGAGGUAACAAAGCAUGGCCUCGGUGCAUCGGUUGUCCUCUGUCAAUUCGACACCUCGGACCUCGAGCCGAAGAUUCUUCAGCAACAAGGCAGACCGAUUCCGUCACUUACGGACGGAUGGUCUCAAGUUGCGGCGAAGAGAGCAGCACCUGUUGUAGCGCCUCAAGUCAAGCCCGUCGGUCAACGACCAGUAUACACGGUAUUGGGCAGUCGGUUGGCUGAAGCCAAGAGGAAGAAGCAGGAGAACGAGGAGAAGCUGCGGAAGAAAGCACAGCAGCAAGAGGUUGUAGAGGAUUGGGAGAAGGAGAUGGAGCAAGAAGAAAAUGAUGCAGCGACAAAGGGGGAAUAG
Fonsecaea pedrosoi CBS 271.37 is the source of this 1092-nucleotide messenger RNA. RefSeq lists its product as uncharacterized. The record is from RefSeq and is a predicted model, not a curated record. Lineage: Eukaryota; Fungi; Ascomycota; Eurotiomycetes; Chaetothyriales; Herpotrichiellaceae. The transcript has a single exon. Bases 1 to 1092 code for a protein of 363 amino acids. Gene Ontology annotation, biological process: negative regulation of transcription by RNA polymerase II. Gene Ontology annotation, cellular component: nucleus. Gene Ontology annotation, molecular function: DNA-binding transcription factor activity, RNA polymerase II-specific; RNA polymerase II transcription regulatory region sequence-specific DNA binding.